This is a messenger RNA of Paramisgurnus dabryanus, 1096 nucleotides long. RefSeq names its product ribosomal RNA processing 7 homolog A (gene rrp7a). Gene Ontology annotation, molecular function: RNA binding. Gene Ontology annotation, biological process: ribosomal small subunit assembly; rRNA processing. The record is from RefSeq and is a predicted model, not a curated record. NCBI's taxonomy places the organism in Eukaryota, Metazoa, Chordata, Actinopteri, Cypriniformes, Cobitidae. Gene Ontology annotation, cellular component: CURI complex; UTP-C complex.
GACGAUUAUCGAUAUAGCGUGUGUUUGUAGUCCUAAAGAAAGUCAACGAACUACAUUUCCCGACAUCGCUGAUGUAUUUCCGGUGAAGGCUGUAAAUGAAGAUGGCGGCGUCCAGGAGUGAACACGCAACUGUUAUUCCCGGAGGUUUUACAGUGUUGUCACUGAAGUUCAGUGAGGAAGAUUCUGCAGUUCAUCAACUUUGUGUUAAAGAUCAUCGAGUCAGAUCAGAGAAAAACAUCAACAGACCGCUGGACAAAACCCUCUUCAUCCUUAACAUCCCUCCGUACUGCUCACAGGGUGUGGUUACAGAUUUAUUCCAGCAGUUUGGACCCAUCGAGUCUGUAGAGCUGUGUGAGAAACCAGGAGCAUCUGAACCCACUCAGAGUCACCUGACACAAUACUUCAGACAACCACAAAAACAGUGUUUCAGAGUGGGGUAUGUUGUGUUUAAAAACGCCUCCAGUGUGACAGCAGUGAAGUCUCACCCAGCGAGCAGCGCAUUGAUCGUCUCAACUAAAGAGCGGCCCGUCAGAACCGGCAUUCACAAAUGGAUCAAGCAGUAUUCAGAUUCAUUGGUCAGCUCUCAGACUCUGCAGCAGGCUGUGGAUGAUUUCAUGAGUGAGUUUGACCGACUAAAGGAAGAGGAGGCUGAACGUCUGAAGACGGAAGCAGAGCAACAGCAGGAGGAUGAGGAGGGUUGGGUGAAAGUGACGAAGGGCAGCCGUGGCGUUAAGGCCCGCCCCCACAGCGAGAUGGCCAAUGAGAGAACGCUUGAGAAAGAAAAGAGCAAGAGCAAACGAAAGGAGCUGUUAAACUUUUACUCGUGGCAGCACAGAAACACACAGCGAGAACAUAUCGCUGAGCUGAGGAAGAAGUUUGAAGAGGAUAAACAGAAAAUUGCUUUACUACGAGCGCAGAGAAAAUUCAAGCCAUACUAACUCCAUCCCCUUCAACACACUAAACGCUUCAUUAAAGUCUCCUCUGUAUCUCAGUAAUACUGCAUGAGUGUUUGUGUGUGAGGUGUUUUUAUACUGAACUCAUCACUGUUCAACAUCAAACUGUGUGUGACAGAAAUAAAGGAGUUUUAACAACACCA